This is a messenger RNA of Triticum aestivum (bread wheat), 820 nucleotides long. RefSeq lists its product as uncharacterized. The record is from RefSeq and is a predicted model, not a curated record. Lineage: Eukaryota; Viridiplantae; Streptophyta; Magnoliopsida; Poales; Poaceae. Bases 156 to 536 code for a protein of 126 amino acids. The transcript is spliced from 2 exons.
GAUUGGGUGCAGGCCGUCCGCUCUCUCGCAGUCCUACGUCUAGCACGGGAUCCCCUUCCACUAAAAAAAAACGGGAUCCCCUUUUCCGAUUUGGGGCAAAUACAACGCCGAGCCGGAGGGAGUGGUGCGCGCCCGUGGUCUGUCAGGCUGUGCUCAUGGAGAUUUCAGCUGCGCCGGCGCCGGUGCUCGGAUCCGGAUCAACGUCGGCGGCCAACGAUCAGGCGGCUUGCUUGGGGGUUCCCGUUCCGGGCGGUGGCGGCGCCGCGGCGGCAGCAUCGGGAGUUGCCUCGCCGGAACCAGUCGUGCGGCUGCUCUCUCCUGAUAUGCGCCCGUCGGAAGAAGGGUUGGCACAGCCGGCGGCGGAAAGGGCUUUGUCGGAUGUCGAGUUCUCCGGGGGUUCCUGCACAACGUUCAUCUCUGGCGGUGGUGAUGCGGCGUCCGGAGGCGGCAAUGGCGCGGCUCCGCCCGCCGUCUCACAAGGCUCGAUUCAGUCCGUACCCCUCAGUGCAAGGCUCGAUUUUUUCCGGACUGAAUAAUUAGCGGAAACAGAAAAACGAGCUCAUCUUGAUGGAUAGAAAAAGUUCAGUCCAACUUACUGUCUGGUUAGGACAUUUGUAGAAGCAGAUGCCUGGGUUCCGGUCUGUUCCGGACACAAACCAUCUUGUCCUGACCUUGGGCAAAUGAUCAAUGGCAGACGAGGAGCUCUGGCACAGCGGCAAUGGAUCAGUACGGGGAGGCGCUUCUGCGUGGUGGGAAAAUGACGUUGCCAGGGAUCGGUCCGGCUGCAUGCUCCUUAAAUAGAGAAAAAGUGUUUACUUUA